Molecule: messenger RNA, 5016 nt
Organism: Phalacrocorax carbo (great cormorant)
Lineage: Eukaryota; Metazoa; Chordata; Aves; Suliformes; Phalacrocoracidae
Source: RefSeq, a predicted model, not a curated record
CCGCCCCGCCCGUCGCGGCGCUGAGGGGGAGGGGGGAGGAACGGCGGGAUCAUGUCGGCGUUGGAGUGGUUCGCCCACAAGCCCCUGGGCGACGGGAUUUUCUGGAUCCAAGAGCGUUUCUACGAAUCGGGCAACCGGGCCAAUAUCUGGCUGGUGCGGGGCUCGCAGCGGGACGUGGUGAUCGACGCGGGGCUGGGGUUGCGCAGCCUGCCCGACUACCUGCGCGCCGCCGGGCUGCUGGCGCCGGCGGAGGGCUGCGGUCCGCGGCCGCUGCUCGCCGUCGCUACCCACGUUCAUUUCGACCACUCCGGCGGGCUGCAGCACUUCGAGGAGGUGGCGGUGCACAGCGCCGAGGCGGCGGCCCUGCUGCGCGGCGACAACUACGAGGCUGUCACUUGGCUGUCGGAGCGGGAGGUGGCGCGGCCGCCGCGGCCGGGCUGGCGGGCACGGCAGUACCGCGUCCCGCCGGUCCGGCCCACCCGCCUGCUGCAGGAGGGGGAUGUGAUCAGCCUUGGAGACCGUCAGCUCACUGUCAUGCACAUGCCUGGUCAUUCAAGAGGCAGUAUUUGCUUACAUGACAAAGACCGGAAGAUUCUGUUCAGCGGAGACGUGGUGUACGAUGGAUCCAUGAUUGACUGGCUUCCCUACAGCAGAAUAAGUGACUACGUCGCAAGCUGCCAGCGCCUCAUGGAGUUAGUGGACAAGGGUCUCGUGGAGAAGGUACUGCCUGGGCACUUUAACAUAUUUGGGGCGGAAAGGCUGUAUCGUUUAGCUUCCAACUACAUCGCGCAAGCUGGAGUUUGUCACAGGGUUUCUGCUUGUGCCAUGAGAUCCAUUGCAAGCAUAGCGCUUCGCAUUACAAAUUCGAGAGUCACUUCUUAGUGACGGUGCCUGUUGUGUGAUCUGUUCACUGUUGAAAAACCAGAUGUCUUGUGAAAGUGACGAUACAAGCAAAAGCGGUAUGCAUUAGUAAAGAGCUGGCAAAUUGAUACAGAUGAGCUGCAAAAAUUCUCCCUAUUUUUGCCUACUCUAUUCCUAUUUUUAUAAAAAAUAUGUAAGCUAGGAGCUUACAUAGCCAAAGCUACCAUUUUUCUUUCUAUUUUUUCAGGGCAUGUUUGCACAUGUAUUGUGAUUGAAAUAUACUGUUUUAUUUUUGUUACGAGUCUGACAGAUCCAUAUAUGCCAGAAUGCGAAGUUUUACAUUCAUGCCGGAAAGCCUGUUGAUGUAGCACUAGGUUUGUGACUGUUCACUCAACUCCCACCCAGGUUUAGGCCUCGCACAGCUUGUGCUAAGACCUGGUGUGCGCUAGGUGCAGCACCAUGAGGUCGAAGCAAGGACAGCGCCUGCACAGGACUCUGUGGGCAGAAAGAGGCAAGGGCCGUUCUGCAGCCGUUGUCACCUGCCGCUCACUGUCUGAUGCGCCUGUUGUUGCCUCUGUCUUUGCAGAGGAGCUGUCUGGCAAUCUCUUUAGAAUCCACUAAUGUAUGGAAAUGCUAUAGACCAAAAUUCUGAGCUGGAAGGUGUAUAGAUACAUCAGCUUACCCAAAAAGCUUUUGAUGUGGAUCCCACAGCAGGCAGACUCUUGAGGCUUUCAUGCUUCUCAGUGUGGCGCAGGGAACGCCUGUACCAUGACAGAGGACCAUGAAAGAGCACUCUCACCAUCUGCUAGGGAACCGUUUUGCUUAUAGGCAUGCGAGAUAGGAAUUAAGAGAAUUUGUGAACUAAUGAAUUAAUGUGUUAGGCUACUACGUACAACACUGAUUGAGCCCUUGCUUGAUGUGGUUUUUUUCUGAUGAGCUCAUAAAAUGUUGCUUACAGUUGCUCUGUGAAUUCGAGAGAACUGGACUGUGACAAGCUUAAAGGUUUUGUUUGUGUCAAAGAGUAUUUUUGUGUGACUGGAUUGUGACUUGGCUGGUAAUGCUCUGGGGCAGGGGAAGGAUGGAGGCUGUAAGACAACCUUGCCCUACCACAGGUGCUGGGCUGAACAGGCGGCACACUUGUUACCACAAAGCGAAUGUAACUUGAACUGUUUGCUUGCUGCUUAUGAGGUGUUUGGUGCGUAUGGUUUUUAUGAAAAGUGCAUUGCCUUUGACUCUGUUACAAAAAAAAAAAUUGUUCGAGAAAUGCUAAAUGACAUUGUAACUUGCUUAUGAAAAUUGAAUGUGUGAUAUUUAAAAGCUGUUGAAAUGGUUAAAGUUUGUGUAACUAUUCUAACAGUAUAUCUAUAUAUUUAACUUUCUUAAAAGGACACUGUCUGUUGUUAUUUUUGUAUAUAGACAUAUAUACUUUCCUAAAAAAGAAUGCAAAUGCUUUCCUAAGUUUUAGUGGAGUUUAACCUUACUUGUUUGGCUUUCGCUUUAUGGGGAGCUUUUUCCCCCCUCUUAUCAUACCCAACAGAAGGGGGGGCCUGAAGUCUGAGCUCUGUCUAAGGCAUGGGGGAAGUAGAAAUUGAUAGUCAUCUUAAUAGGUAUAAAUUCUGGUGGAAAAAAACCCAAAACAGUUGCAAAAUAAAAAAAAACAUCUCUGUCUAAAAACUGUGAAAGAUAAUAUCUUAGGUAGUACUUUUCUCCUUUCACAGAUAACUGCACUCCUGUCUUUACUAUCUGAAUAUAUUCUUCACCAGGAUUUGUACUGGCAGAUUGUGGUGUGCCAAGUUCUUGUUAGCAGUGCCUGUCUCCAAGCUGAAGCGAAACUGUGAGUGGGCAGGACAGGUACAGCGGUGCAGCACUUGAAAGUUGCUCAGAUCAUAGCCUCUUUUUUGGAGAAACUAAAGUACUUCAGUGUGUUAAUGUGAGCAGCAUUUAAUCAGUGGGUAGAUGUCUGUCAUAAACGAAGCUAAGAGGCUUUUAUCUUGGCCUCAUUUGGCCAGAGGAAGAAAUACAGAAGUUCAGCCUGGGAAGCAAAAAAGCCAUGCAGUGAAGAGGCCCAGGACAAACUCCACAGAGCGGUUUUCCUUUUUAGCCUGCUGAGGCAUGCUGCUAUGUACGUGGCAGUCCAGACACUGUUCUCGAUAGGCAGGGGUGUGCAGUGGGCAGUCACGGGCAUGAGGUGGCAAGCAGGAAGGUCAUAACGGCUGAAGAAAUACUUAGCACUGGAGCUUACACCAGUUACCCGGAUGAAGCCGUAGUGACACCGGUUACCCAGCAGUGACUGAAUUCCUUCAAAUUAGCUGUCUGUGGCAUAAAAACAGUAGUAGUUUUGCUCUAUGCUUCGUGAAGGCUGCAGGAGCGCCAGUGAUAACCCUGUGCACUAACAUGGACAGGGAGACCUCUUAGUCACAAAGCCUGACAGUACGCAUGCCAGUUGCUAAAAUUCUGCCAACAUUCAUUAGGGGAGUGAGAUCGUGUUGAAAUAGCAUUUCGUGUUAGACCACCAUCGAUUUGUUUAUUUGAUGCGAUACUAGAAGUCCUGAAGCCAGAUUUUACUGUACUGUAAAACCCGAGCUCCUAAGAGAAGGCUUGUCACUGGAAUCAGGAAUAAACCUCUACACCAAUGUAGCAUCAAGAAUAGGAAUUCUCUUUAUUUCAGUGCCAGGUGCCUGGGGGAUCCUUCUGCUUAUCAUGCACACCCACUGGGGUUUGUUUCUGAUAUUUAUACAUGACAGUUAACACACCAAGCCUAUUGAAUACAUAAUCAUUGCCCUGACUGAGCAUUCCCUUCUUCCAUUGGUCUGUAUCUUCUCCGCUUCAAUUUAAAGCUGCAGCGUGAUUUUAAUUCACUGCACAUGCUCAGGAGGAUUGGGGGGGGUGGUCCUUUCGUCCCUCAGUUGAGUCGGUGGUCGCAAUCUCCCCCUUCUGGAAUUACCUUUCCUCAGCUCCUGUGACUCUUACUGGUUUCAUCGUUUCAUGGCUGUGGCAUGCCUGAUCUUACUUGCAGGAGGACAUUUCUUUCUGUUACUGGUCCUUGAAGUUUCUCAGCUGGUGAACCCUGAAUUCCUUUCAUAGGCUGGCUCAUGGAGUCAUUUGUGUUUCUUAGGAUCUGGGUUUAGGUUGAUAAUGGCUCGAGCUGCAAGUUUAACCCUUUAGUUAUUUACAACACUGCUGUGCCCCAAGGGUUCCCCUGGUCACCCCCACAUUGCCUCCACAGCCCCCUGGCACCCCAAGAAGUCCCCUGGCACGAGGAAAUGGGUGAGCAGACAGCGGCAGCUCCUGCCCUGCUGAGCCCCACGCCAACCCAUGGGAUGUGGCCAGCCGAGGCUCCACACCAUGCCAGGCAGCACCAGCCACUUCCAGGCACAUCCCGGCGCUGCUGGUGGCAGCCCUGGGGUCACUGGGGGUCGAGGCUGGAACCUUCUAUCUUCUAGCUGUUGUUCAAGGUGUCAGGCUCAGAGGGAUGCCAGUUCAAAAGGAAAGAUACCCUCCAUCAUUUGUUUAAAUCCACGCUCAGUAUCAGCUACAAGAUCCUUACGUGUCCAGAUCACUGCCAAAAUGCCCUGUUAAGCCCUGCCUAAGUCCAGUAAGUAUACAUAGGCAAUGGCAAUUGCCUGGGGUUUUCUUCUUGACCAAAAUCUAGAGAAUCAUUUCCUAGCCCAGGAGUGAGCUUUACGUGAACAUAGCCCAAAAUGGGGCGUGUUAGUAAACUGCUGCUAUAACCCAAUUGACAGUAGUUUUUGAGGAUCUUGUAAUUAUUUUUGUAUUUUAAGAAAUUCACUACUAGGUAAAUGAUACAUCUUUAAGUAUAAAGAACUGACUCUGACUAUUUUUGUUAAGAAUCACCAAGUUUUAGUCAUGAGAGUUUGACAGUGUCCCUUUAACACUACUUGGAUUAAAUAUUUAAAAUGUUCCUUGUAAGUUUAAAUAUUGCAACAUCUUGGACAUUUAGAACUACGUUGAUUUUAUUUGUAAAAUCUAAAUGUAUGUUAAUGCAGUUUUGAGCAGACUGUGGAAUUAAAAACAAAAUCAGACGGGAAGUUUUGCUCUGUAAUCUGUUGAGACUUUUGUGAUGUUAAACAACAGUUUACACAUUAAAAAAAUAAUGUUAUUGUGGCUAAUCAUAAUAAAAAACGUUAUAAAUCC